This is a messenger RNA of Salarias fasciatus (jewelled blenny), 1246 nucleotides long. RefSeq names its product regulating synaptic membrane exocytosis 3 (gene rims3). Bases 163 to 1134 code for a protein of 323 amino acids. Lineage: Eukaryota; Metazoa; Chordata; Actinopteri; Blenniiformes; Blenniidae. The transcript is spliced from 7 exons. Gene Ontology annotation, cellular component: presynaptic membrane; cytoskeleton of presynaptic active zone. The record is from RefSeq and is a predicted model, not a curated record. Gene Ontology annotation, molecular function: small GTPase binding; transmembrane transporter binding. Gene Ontology annotation, biological process: calcium ion-regulated exocytosis of neurotransmitter; regulation of synaptic plasticity; regulation of membrane potential.
CCCGCCGCCGUCCGCACACCAGCGACCAGAUACAAGCCCGAACGAUGAUCUUCUUAGCGAAGCGACAGCAGCAAACAUCCAUUUGACAACUUCCGACCCCACACCUUGCCUUCGCCCGCUCCUUGCUCUAAGUGCCCAUCGGCCCUCCAGCCCGUGGGGACCAUGAUGCUCAGCAGCUCCGUGGAGGUGCCCAGCCCGGGCGGGAUGAGUGGCCUCAGCAGCCUCAGCGCAGCGGCCCGGAACGUGGUGCGCUCCUCCAGCAUCUCCGGCGCCAUGUACAGCCUGGAGAAGAGUCCCGGCAGCGGGGGGCCCGACUCCACGUCGCUGGCUGGGAACAAGAAGCGGCGCUCUAGUCUGGGGGCCAAGAUGGUGGCCAUCGUGGGGCUGUCGCAGUGGAGCAAGAGCACACAGCAACUGAACCAGCAAGACGCCGGAACGAAGAAGCUUCGUAGCACCAUCCGGAGGAGCACGGAGACCGGCAUCGCCGCACAGAGGAACCCGGUAACGCGGCAGGGCAGCAAGGACUCCACAGAUGGCAGCACCAACUCCAACAGCUCCGACGGAACGUUUGUCUUCCCUACCACACGCCUGGGGCCCGAGAGCCAGUUCAGUGACUUUCUGGACGGACUAGGCCCGGCUCAGAUCGUAGGCCGGCAAACACUCGCUACACCCCCCAUGGGGGAUGUCAAUGUGGGCAUGGUUGACAGAGGAGGGCAGCUAGAGGUGGAGGUCAACCAGGCCAGAGGGCUGAUCCCCAAACGGGGUUCCAAGAAUAUACCAGCAACCUACGUGAAGGUUUAUGUCCUGGAGAACGGCGUGUGUUUGGCCAAAAAGAAAACCAAAGUAGUGAAGAGGAAUCUGGACCCCACCUACCAGCAGGCUCUGUUGUUUGACGAGAGUCCUCAGGGCAAAGUCCUACAGGUAAUAGUUUGGGGGGAUUACGGACGUAUGGACCACAAGUGCUUCAUGGGAAUGGCCCAGAUCCUCCUGGAGGACUUGGACCUGUCUGCCACAGUCAGCGGCUGGUACAAGCUGUUCCCUACCUCCUCCCUGGCAGACCCCAGCAUCGGACCCCUCACCAGACGCCUCUCGCAGUCCUCGCUGGAGAGCGCCACCAGCCCCUCCUGCACCUAGACACGGAGCAGGCGUCCACACGCACAAGCGCAGGCAGUCAUGCAGACACAGACACACGUACUGUAUAUACACAAAGACUGUAUUUGAAGCGCAAAGAGACAGGUAGGCAUAC